Molecule: messenger RNA, 453 nt
Organism: Linnemannia hyalina
Lineage: Eukaryota; Fungi; Mortierellomycota; Mortierellomycetes; Mortierellales; Mortierellaceae
Source: the annotation of a GenBank genome assembly
AUGAGCUACAUUGUCCGCUUCGUCGAAACUCCAGAGGACCUGGCCAAAUGCCACGAUGUCCGCCUCAAAGUCUUUUCGGAUGAACAAGGAUACGACAGAAACGAAGAGAUUGACAAGAUCGACUCGGAAUGCUUGCACUGGGUAGCGGUCGACGCCACAUCCAACGAAGGCGUCGGAACCGCCCGUCUUUACAAGUACUCCCCCAUCCUCGGCAAGGUCGGCCGUGUCGCCGUCCUCUCGAGCACCCGCGGGUCCGGACUCGGACGUUUGGUCAUGGAGGCCGUUGAGAAGUACGUUAUUGAACACACAGAGUUGGAGAAGUUGGGAUUGUCUAGUCAGGUGCCUAGGAAGGGGUUCUAUGAGAAGCUUGGGUAUGUUGCUUCUGGGGAUGAGUACCCAGAUGAGGGGCAGCCGCAUAUUUAUAUGGAGAAGACUUUGCCCGCCAAGAAGUGA